AUGGAUUCCACACCGAAGGAUCUUCUUAUGGAGAUAUUCUCGAGAUUGCCAGCAAAGUCAGUAGGGAGAUUUCGUUGCGUGUCGAAGCGAUGGAGUUCCAUGCUUCGUCGUCCAUAUUUCACUGAGCUGUUCUUGACCAGGUCACGGGCUUGUCCACGUCUCUUAUUCGCCAUUAAAGGAGAUCGAAAAGGUGAGUGGAAAUUCUUCUCGUCGUCUCAGCCUCAGAUGUCGUCUUCUCUUGUAGUAGCCACCGGUUUUCAGUUCAAGUUCUUUGACGACAUGAAGUCAGACUUUUGUGGCUAUGCCUCUGGUUUGAUCUGUUUUUGUGUUACAACGUUCUCAGAAGAGAAUGAGAAUAGAGUGCAUGUAAUAAGUAAUCCUAGCACAGGACAGUAUGCAAUCUUACCUAAACUGGGAGAGCACAGAUCGACGAGAAACUUUUUAGGGUUUGAUCCAAUUGACAAGCAGUUCAAGAUAUUGUCCAUGGUUGCUAAACCAUCUUGUGAUCAUGAUCACAGAAUUCUGUCAUUAGGAACUGGAAAAAUGAAUUGGAGGAAGAUCCAGUGUCCCUUCACCCAUAAGCCUUCCCCUUUUAGAGGAAUAUGCAUCAAUGGGGUUAUAUAUUACUUAGCGUCUUUUGAUCAAACGUCUUAUGUUAUAAUUUGCUUUGAUGUUCGGUCUGAGAAAUUUAAGUUUAUUGACAUAGAAUGUUUUCAUGAUAAAUUGAUAAACUAUAAGGGUAAAUUAGGUGUAAUUCAAUGGAAGUGCGUUGGCGAUGACAGUAGCAUUGAGUUGACUAUGGUUGUUUUAGAGGAUGUCGAGAAAAGGGAAUGGUCGAAACAUGUCUACAUUUUGCCGGAUGAUAUUAAAAUCGUUAACUGGAACCUAAUUUCCAUCGCUGGAGUGACUGCUUUGGGUGAAAUUGUUUUGUCGAUAAACCCUAUAUCUAAACCCUUUUAUGUUUUCUACUACAAUCCCGAAAGGAACGAUCUCCGGUGUGUUGAAAUCCAAGGUUUCGGUGAGAAUCAUGGUAGAGUUAAAGUCAUUGUAGACCAUGUAGAGGAUCUUAAUGUUAACGAUGCAAAGAUACUGAAGUCAAGCAUCUCUGCUCCAUACGCAAAGAGGAAACGCAGCCUGAAUAUGACUAGGAAAAAGAGAAAGGGAGAUGGACAUGAGGUCUGA
Microthlaspi erraticum is the source of this 1182-nucleotide messenger RNA. NCBI's taxonomy places the organism in Eukaryota, Viridiplantae, Streptophyta, Magnoliopsida, Brassicales, Brassicaceae. The record is from the annotation of a GenBank genome assembly.